This is a messenger RNA of Aureobasidium musti, 753 nucleotides long. Lineage: Eukaryota; Fungi; Ascomycota; Dothideomycetes; Dothideales; Saccotheciaceae. The record is from the annotation of a GenBank genome assembly.
AUGAAGAACUCUGUUUAUGCUACUGCCGCCCUGGUGGCCGCUGCUGCUGCCGACUCUGUUGGAAGUGCCAUUGUUGUCAACAAGUGCAGCUACGAUGUCACCCUUGCCAACGUCCCUUCUGCCGAUGGUGGUUACUCUGAGGUUGACAAGAUCCUGUCUCCUUCUGACACCUACACCCAGCAGUGGACUGCCCUCACCAACGGCAAUGGCUGGUCUAUCAAGCUCUCCAACAGCUCUUCCCUCGAGAACAUUCUCCAGUACGAGUACACUUACCAAAACGACGGAACUAUCUGGUACGACCUGAGCGAGGUCAACGGCAACCCCUGGGACGGAAACUGGGAGAUCACCGCCAACUCUGCUUCCUGCACUCCCAAGCAGCAGGCUUAUCGCUACGCCACUGAUGAUGCCUACGGCAUGCAGGCUUGCCCCGCUGACGCUGUUAUCACUGUCACUCUCUGCUCUGGCGAUGACGACAACGACAGCGCUGCUUCGUCUGCAUCUUCUUCCGUCGCAGUCGCGUCCACCUCCAGCCACUCCACCUUCUCGACCACUGUUCCUGCUCCCAGCACUGUCGGCGCUUCCGCCACCACUCUCCAGACCUCUGUGAUCACCCAGGCUGCCAGCACUUCUGACAACGACGCUGUUGUCACCGUUACCCAGACCGCUUACACCACCUACUGGGACGGCCACCACUGGGGCCGCCCUGGCAAGCGCGAUGGCCACCAGCACCGUCGCCACCCUCACGGCAACUAG